Messenger RNA from Caenorhabditis elegans, 542 nucleotides. RefSeq names its product Thioredoxin domain-containing protein 17 (gene txdc-17). Bases 1 to 399 code for a protein of 132 amino acids. The record is from RefSeq and is marked reviewed. The transcript has 3 exons. Gene Ontology annotation, cellular component: cytoplasm. Gene Ontology annotation, molecular function: protein-disulfide reductase [NAD(P)H] activity. Lineage: Eukaryota; Metazoa; Nematoda; Chromadorea; Rhabditida; Rhabditidae.
AUGACCGGACUGAAACACUACACUGCUCAGGGAUACGAAGCAUUUCAGGAGACACUGAAAUCGAUUGGAAAAGGAAAACGAGUCGUCGCUCUGUUCACUGGAUCCAAAAUUCUGACAACCGGAGAGUCUUGGUGCCCGGAUUGUGUUGUUGCUGAGCCAGUUGUCGAAGAAGUGAUCAAGGACGCCGCCGUCGCCGGACUCGAUGUCCAUUUUGUCACUGUUUUCGUCGGAAAUCGUGAAGUAUGGCGUGACCCAGCUGUCGGAUUCCGUACUGAUCCAACACUCAAAUUGACAUGUAUUCCGACACUUUUGGAAGUUGGAAACAAGGCAAAACGUCUUUUGGAGAGACAAAUUGCCAAUAAGCAUCUCGUCAAGGACUUUUUCACUGAGGAAGACUAAAUUAUCGAUUUUUUGGCUAUUUAUUGUGCUGAAAAUUCCGCCAUUUUGUUGUGAUAUUUAGACGAUUUUUUGAAUUGGGGUUAUGGUUUUUGUUAUUUAAAAAAAAAAUUUUGUUCAGUUUAUAUAAAGGAUUUGGUGAUGGA